AUGGAAAAUGCACCAUACAAAAAUAUCACUUCGCUUCCCGAAUUUGUUGAAAAAGUACUAAGUCAUUUAAGAGUAACUUAUUAUACAAUGAUAUUAACAAUAAUUCUAUUUGAUCGUGUUAAAGAUGAAAUCAGAAAACUUCAAUCUCUCAACGAUCCAGCAAUGUGUAAUGGUAGAAUGUUUGUUGCGGUGGUAAUGGAAACUUAUCAUAUAUUGUUUGAUGAAACAUAUAA
Messenger RNA from Diversispora eburnea, 233 nucleotides. The record is from the annotation of a GenBank genome assembly. NCBI's taxonomy places the organism in Eukaryota, Fungi, Glomeromycota, Glomeromycetes, Diversisporales, Diversisporaceae.